UCCUUAUUCAUUUUUUCCCAUUUAAGGGCUUUAUGUGUGGAUUUUAGCCUGUUCUCACUUCUAAACAGCAAGCUAGCUCCACAACUUGUAGCAUGAAACUCCUAAACUUCUUCUUCUUCAUCUUCUUCCUCUGCUUCCAAGUAGAAUCUGGAGUUUCUGUUACACCUACGCCACUAGCACACCCAUUUGACCCUCUAACAAAAGAGGAGAUCACUCUCGUCCAAACCAUAGUCCUCAACAAAUAUCCCAAGGCCAACUUCCACUAUGUUGGCCUAGAUGACCCUGAAAAACCCACAGUCCUCAAAUGGCUAUCUUCUGGCGUCCAAACCUCGCGAAACGCCUUCGUCAUCGCCAUUGUCAACAACAACCAAAUCCACGAGAUGUUAAUAAACCUUACAUCCUCCACCAUUCUCUCUGACAAACUCCGCAUUGGAAACGGCUUCCCAACCCUGACCCUCGAUGAAGAAGGCAAGGCCGGGAAACUGCCCCUGAACUACGAUCCGUUUAUUGAGUCAGUGAAGAAGAGGGGUUUGAACAUUUCUGAAGUGGUGUGUUUUGGUUUAACAGCUGGGUGGUACGGCGAAGAGAAGAACCAGAGGGUGCUGAGGCUGGAGUGUUUCAUGAAGAAUGGCACAGCUAAUAUAUUUGUGAGGCCUAUUCAUGGAAUAGUAAUGGUGGCUGAUAUUGAUCACAUGAAGAUUAUUGAGUACCAUGAUAGGUCUAUUCAACCUGUCCCCAAGGCAGAUAAUACAGAAUUCAGAGCUUCACACAUGCGACCACCAUUUGGUCCAAAGCUUCAUGCCUAUGGUUCCUAUCAACCGGAGGGACCAGGGUUUACAAUCAGUGGCCACACUCUCAGGUGGGCCAACUGGAAGCUCCAUGUGGGGUAUGAUAUGCGAGCUGGGGUGAUAAUUUCAACUGCGUCAAUUUAUGACCCUGAGGUUCACAAAUUUCGUCAAGUGUUGUAUAGGGGAUACAUUUCUGAGCUGUUUGUGCCAUAUCAAGAUCCCAGUGAGGAGUGGUAUUAUAAGACUUUCUUUGAUGCUGGUGAGUUUGGGUUUGGUCAGUCCAUGGUUUCUUUGGAGCCAUUGCAUGAUUGUCCACCACAUGCUCAGUUCCUAGAUGUAUACUAUGCGGGGAGAGAUGGUAGUCCACAACACUUGGAGAAUGCAUUUUGUGUCUUUGAACAAUAUGGUGGUAUCAGUUGGCGUCAUACAGAAACAGGGAUCCCCAAUGAAGAAAUACGAGAAGUAAGAUCUGAUGUGAGUCUAGUGGUUAGAUCAGUGGUUACUGUUGGCAACUAUGAUAAUGUAAUGGAUUGGGAAUUCAAGCCAAGUGGUUCAAUUAAGCCUGCGAUAUCAUUAUCAGGCAUGUUGGAAAUUAAGGCAGUGGAUAUUAAGCACAAAGACCAGAUAAAUGAGGAUCAGCAUGGCACUUUGGUGUCAGAACAGAGCAUUGCAAUUUACCAUGACCAUUUUUACAUAUACCAUCUUGAUCUUGAUGUUGAUGGUGUGGACAAUUCAUUUGUCAAGACCAAUUUGAAGACUGUGAAAGUCACAGACAACAGUUCCAAGAGAAAGAGUUAUUGGACAAUUGAUACUCAAAAUGUUAAGACUGAAUCUGAUGCAAAGAUUAAGCUUGGGUUGAGCCCUUCAGAGCUAGCAGUGGUGAAUCCUAACAAAAAGACUAGCACAGGAAAUGAGGUAGGGUACCGUUUGGUUCCGGGUGCAGCUGUUCACCCCCUUCUUGUUGAGGAUGAUUACCCUCAAACUCGUGGUGCUUUUACCAACUACAAUGUUUGGGUGACUCCAUACAAUAGGACUGAGAAAUGGGCUGGUGGAUUAUAUGUUGAUCAAAGCCGUGGAGAAGAUACAUUAGCUAUUUGGACUAAGCAGAAUAGGAGUAUUGAGAACAAAGAUAUUGUGCUGUGGUACGUAGUCGGAAUCCACCAUGUUCCAUGCCAAGAAGAUUUCCCAAUAAUGCCAUUACUGAGCACUGGAUUUGAGUUGAGGCCAACCAACUUCUUUGAGAGGAAUCCAGUCCUUAAAACCCUUUCUCCUAACCUUGUCAAAUGGCCAACUGGUUGUGGGAAACCCUAAGAUGGACUCAUAUGAGUCAUGCACUCUAUUGAAAAAUAAUAAUAUUGAAUAAAUGGAUUCCUAAAAUUAUUA
Messenger RNA from Lotus japonicus, 2171 nucleotides. RefSeq names its product primary amine oxidase-like. The coding region runs from base 93 to 2099 and encodes 668 amino acids. Gene Ontology annotation, biological process: amine metabolic process. The record is from RefSeq and is a predicted model, not a curated record. NCBI's taxonomy places the organism in Eukaryota, Viridiplantae, Streptophyta, Magnoliopsida, Fabales, Fabaceae. The transcript has 5 exons. Gene Ontology annotation, molecular function: primary methylamine oxidase activity; copper ion binding; quinone binding.